ACCCGGAAUGCUGCCCAGCGGACCGAGUUACCGGAAGUUAAACCUCCUCGACGUUCAUGUGGGUCCGUGUUGACAACGGAAAGUGUCUCUGAACCUUUUGAUUAGUUAUUCCCUGAGAGCGUUUGAAAACUUCAACAUUAAACAUGUCCGACAACGAAGACAACUUCGACGACGGAGACUUUGAAGAUGCCGAAGAAGACGAUGGAAUGGAUGACCUGGAAAACGCCGGUGAUGAGGACCGGGAGAACGUGCAGAUCCUCCCGGCAGGAGAAGGGCAGCAGGCCAACCUGAAGAGGAUCACGACGCCCUACAUGACCAAAUACGAGCGGGCCAGAGUGCUGGGCACGCGAGCGCUGCAGAUCGCCAUGUGCGCUCCAGUCAUGGUGGAGCUGGAGGGAGAAACCGACCCCUUGCAAAUAGCUAUGAAAGAGCUCAAGAGCAGAAAGAUCCCGAUCAUCAUCCGCAGGUACCUUCCUGAUGGGAGUUAUGAGGACUGGGGCUGCGACGACCUCAUCAUAACUGAUUAAACCGCUCAUCCGGUCUGCACUGAUGAAUCAAUAUAUAAUAAUUCACACCUAUCGUAUCAGGUCGGUUAGCCACAAAAACCCAGAAGAUUCCCCGGGCUGAUCCAAGCACCCCCCACCUGUUAAUGCCUCAGUUUUAUGCACAGACACCCUUGCUUCAGGUGACUGUGGGUGAAAUAUGAAUAAAGCAAGUGUGCUAAAGUGACACUGAAAGACUAAUUAAACAGAGAGACUCUGGCAGGGUUCUGAUCGAAUAAUCUGACUGCUUUUCAGCCCCAUUGGGUCGUUUGUCACAUGACUCCUGAUACAUUAACAGUUCUUCUUUGACAGUUGCAACAAAGAGCCACAAGGGGGAAAUGUAACAUCAGUCCUUUACUUUGUUUUACAAAAUAUACUUGUCUUGUAAUUAUUUUAUGUUUUUGUUCUGAUGGAGGGAGGUGAUCGUGUACAAAAACUGUUUUAUUGUUAAUAAACUCUUUUGUAUAAAUGUC
Messenger RNA from Gasterosteus aculeatus aculeatus (three-spined stickleback), 1015 nucleotides. It is a transcript of the gene polr2f, whose product is annotated as RNA polymerase II, I and III subunit F. Gene Ontology annotation, molecular function: DNA binding. The record is from RefSeq and is a predicted model, not a curated record. NCBI's taxonomy places the organism in Eukaryota, Metazoa, Chordata, Actinopteri, Perciformes, Gasterosteidae. Gene Ontology annotation, cellular component: nucleus; RNA polymerase III complex; RNA polymerase II, core complex. Gene Ontology annotation, biological process: transcription by RNA polymerase II; transcription by RNA polymerase I; tRNA transcription by RNA polymerase III.